This is a messenger RNA of Dreissena polymorpha, 1203 nucleotides long. Its product is annotated as fibropellin-1-like. Gene Ontology annotation, molecular function: calcium ion binding. Gene Ontology annotation, cellular component: plasma membrane; protein-containing complex. The transcript has 6 exons. Lineage: Eukaryota; Metazoa; Mollusca; Bivalvia; Myida; Dreissenidae. The record is from RefSeq and is a predicted model, not a curated record. Gene Ontology annotation, biological process: establishment or maintenance of epithelial cell apical/basal polarity; heterophilic cell-cell adhesion. Bases 208 to 1203 code for a protein of 331 amino acids.
UGAACUUCUUUGUAAGGCUUAUGGCAAUUAGUGUUGAUAUCAGAUAUGAUUUUGUUUUAGUGUUCAUUAUUUAAAUAUAAAUAAAAAGUAAAAAAAAAACGACAAUCAUGUUUGCAAAUUUUGUUUAAGCGAACUUAAUGCAGUAUCUUGUUGUAUUUUACUUAAAAGGUUAACUUUUAUAUCUCGAAGUUUUAUUUAAACGGCAUAAUGCCAACUUGGCAUCUCGUCGUAGCCGGAAUUCUCACAGUGUGUGUUAUUAAAACAAUAUCUGCGUCUGGAGCAGGUAUGCAAACGAAAUGCAAUGGACGCCGCUGUCUCGUGGAUGGACUGUGCUCGUUUAAUAACAAUUGGCAAGAAUGUGUAUGCGCACAGGGGUACACUUUUGCGGACAACAUGAAUGACAGAUGCGUUGACCUAGAUGAAUGUGGACAACACUUCCACGAUCCUUGUGGCCAUAGAGGCGUUUGCAUGAACACUGUGGGCAGCUACAGAUGCGCUUGCCUUCAAGGAUGGAAGUCAAACAAUCAUUGCCUUCCAAAGGAUUCCGAUCCUUUUCUAUGCAUGCCGGGAUAUACUGGCAACAUAUGUAGUGAGAGUUACUGCGGAGUCAAUGGCUACGGCCAAUCCGUGGGGGACACCGAUGACUACAUAUGUGUUUGCAACACCGGCUGGACGCACAAGUCCAGCAAGGGAGUCUGUGAUGUCGACGUCAACGAAUGUAUAUUGACUCCGGGUAUCUGUGCGAAUGGAGCUGCGUGUGAGAAUUUGAACGGUACUUACCGAUGUCAAUGUCUACCAGACUGGCAUGGAACCAACUGCACUCAUUUCAACUGUACAGGUCGCGCAUGCGCAAACCAGGGUUUGUGCAUUGAUGGGGCAUGCACGUGUACAGGAGGAUGGAUUGGACCGGACUGUCGACAGCGCCCGACAACAACAGCCAUGUCCACGACGGAAAAUGGUUACACGGCGAAAGAGGAUACUUCGGGUAAAAAAUCCUCAAUGAAUGACACGACAACAACAGCCAUGUCCACGACGGAAAAUGGUUACACGGCGAAAGAGGAUACUUCGGGUAAAAAAUCCUCAAUGAAUGACACGACAACAACAGCCAUGUCCACGACGGAAAAUGGUUACACGGCGAAAGAGGAUACUUCGGGUAAAAAAUCCUCAAUGAAUGACACAUGUGGUCGUAGCUUGUUUGUGUGA